AUGGAUUUGAAAUUUGUAAUCCUCUUCUUUUUCCCAGUUGUCAUUGGAAUCCUGGGGAAUCUAUCCCUUUUACAUCAUUCUAUUUUCACUUACUUCAGUGGACACCCGACCAGGCCAACAGACUUUAUUCUCAGGCACCUGAUAGUGGCCAAUCUCUUGGUCAUUCUCUUCCAAGGGAUACCAGAGACCAUGGCAGCACUUGGGAUGGAAGACUUCCUUGAUAAUUUUGGAUGCAAACUUGUUUUUUAUGUUUUAACGGUGGGCAAUGGUGUGUCUUUCAGCAACACCUGCCUGAUGAGUGUCUUCCAGGCCAUCACCAUCAGCCCCCGGAGGUCCAGGUGGGCAGAAUUGAAAGUGAGAGUCCUAAAGUGCAUUAGGCACUGUCCCAGCAUUUGCUGGGUCCUGCACCUGCUGGCAAACAUUAGAGUUCCUAUGCUUCUGAAUGAAAAAAGGCGCAAUGACAACAUCACAAACUCUAUAGAUUAUCAAUACUGUUCAGCUGUGAUUUCUAGCAAAGAAAAAAACUCCAUCUUGGUGGCAUUGUCAUUAUCACAUGACAUUUUCUGUUUGGAACUUAUGAUCUGGAGCAGUGGCUCCAUGGUUUUCAUUUUGUAUCAGCACAGGCAGCGAACUCAGUACAUUCACAGACACAACAGCUCAUCACGAUCUUCCCCUGAGACCAGAGCUUCGCAAAGCAUCCUCAUGCUUGUCUGUGCCUUUGUAUUAUUCCAUGCCCUGACUUCUAUAAUGACUGUUUGGUUUUAUCUUUAUGACAAAGCUGCUUGGUGGCUGGUUAAAACUUCUGCCCUAACCCAUGUUUAUUUUCCAACUAUUACUCCUUUUAUUUUCAUGACUCGCGAACAGGGUAUCUGCAGACCCAUGUGGAAGAAGUGA
This is a messenger RNA of Cavia porcellus (domestic guinea pig), 894 nucleotides long. It is a transcript of the gene Cavporv1r621, whose product is annotated as vomeronasal 1 receptor cavPorV1R621. Gene Ontology annotation, biological process: G protein-coupled receptor signaling pathway. Gene Ontology annotation, cellular component: membrane. Gene Ontology annotation, molecular function: pheromone receptor activity. Bases 1 to 894 code for a protein of 297 amino acids. The transcript has a single exon. The record is from RefSeq and is marked provisional. Lineage: Eukaryota; Metazoa; Chordata; Mammalia; Rodentia; Caviidae.